AUGGACUGCCAGAAGAGCAUGUCGCACAUAGUGUUGCCCAUUUUUUACAAAGUGCUCCCAUCGGAUGUGCGGUAUCUAAAUGGAAAUUUUGGGGAGGCCUUCCGUUUGCGUAAGAAGCGUUUUGAUAAGGAGGACAUUCAGGAAGGUCAACGAGCCCUUACAGAAGUGAGUAACUUGAGUGGAUGGGAAUCUGAGAAAUUUGCCAAUGGGCAGGAAGGAAAAUUAGUGGAAGAAGUUACCAAAACGAUUCUAACCAAGUUGAGACAUCAAUCUCAGCUUGAUGUUCCGAAGCACCUAGUUGGAGUUGAUGAUCAUGUCAACAAAAUUAGGAAUUGGGUAGACAUUCCCACCAGUCAUGCUCGAAUGAUAGGAAUAUAUGGCAUGGGUGGGAUUGGUAAAACGACUCUUGCCAAGGUCAUCUAUAACGCUCUAUCGGAUAUCUUUGUGGAUUGUAGUUUCCUUCCAGAUAUACGGGAAACAGCUAACAACAGUGGUAUUCCUUAUCUACAAAAUAUGCUAAUUAAGGAAAUACUGCAAAUUGAAAAUGCUAUUGGAAGUAUCAUUAUUAUUACAACUAGAUACAAAUAUGUACUUGAUCAGUCUGAGUUCGAGGUGGACUACAAGUAUGAAUUGAAAGAAUUAGAUGAGGUGCAUUCUUUGCUUUUAUUUAAAAGACAUGCAUUUCGCAUGGGCCAUUGUCCGGAGGAUUUUGAGGGAAUCUCUUAUGAAAUCUUAUCUACCAUGGGUGGGCUUCCCCUAGCUAUCAAGGUCAUAGGUUCAUACUUAUAUGGAAAAGUAGAUAAAAAGGUAUGGCAAGAUAUAUUGGAGAAAUUAAGAACCGAAUCGGAUAGAGAUGUCCAAAAGACAUUGAAGAUAAGUUAUGAUGCAUUGGAACCUACACAAAGGGAGAUUUUUCUGGAUAUUGCUUGCUUUUUAAUCGGCGAAAAUAGCAAAUAUGCCUUGUACAUGUGGGAGGAUUGUAAGCUUUUUCCAUCUCUUGGAAUUGAAGAGUUGAAGCUGAGGUGCUUGAUAAAAAUUGGAGAUUGUGAUGAGUUUAGGAUGCAUGACCAAUUGAGAGAUCUUGGAAGGAGCAUCUUUUGCCAAGGACAGCUGCCCGAGAGAUGUCUGAAGCCAUGGUUCGAAGAUAAAGCCUUGAGAAGUAAUAUGCAAAUGGAGGUAACAGAAGAUAAAGCCUUGAGAAGUAAUAUCCAAGUGGAGGCAACAGAAUGUAAAGGCUUCAGACGUAAUAUGCAAACGGAGGUCAAUUCCUUGCUUCCCAGGUUGCUAGAGCUUUCUUACCUAUUCCACUUGGAAGAACUUCAUUUGUAUGGAUAUGAUCAACUUGAGUACUUCCCAGAGCUCACUUCAAGACUCUUGAAACUUUGUGUUGACUCCUGUCCUAAGUUGAUAUUGCUUGAGCUUGAUGGAUUGAAGUACUUGGAAGAGUUGUCAAUAAAACACUAUAAUUCCAUUGAAAGAAUGGACCUCUCACAAUCGAAUCUUCUGAAGGGAUUGGACAUUGAGGGUUGUGAUAAUCUAGUUGAAAUUUAG
Messenger RNA from Eucalyptus grandis, 1551 nucleotides. RefSeq names its product disease resistance protein RUN1-like. The record is from RefSeq and is a predicted model, not a curated record. Gene Ontology annotation, molecular function: ADP binding. The transcript has 4 exons. Lineage: Eukaryota; Viridiplantae; Streptophyta; Magnoliopsida; Myrtales; Myrtaceae. Gene Ontology annotation, biological process: signal transduction; defense response. Bases 1 to 1551 code for a protein of 516 amino acids.